AUGUUAUCGUCAGCGAUUCAUAAAUAUUUUUGUAUUUGUCCAAAAGGUUUUAGUGGAAAUCGAUGUCAGUUCGCUGAUAGUGAAAUCAAUUUGAUAUUUGAUGAAGACAUUCAUUUAUCUCAUUCAGUGUUUAUCCAUUUUUUCAGAAUUAUUCUACUUAGUCCACUUCGAGUCAUUCCCAAGGCAUCACCACAGCGAUCGACAGCAUUACAAACAGUUUCUCAACCGACAAAUUCGAUUCGAAUUUAUUGGGCACAUCCGUUUCAUCUCAUUUUUACCGAGACAUUAGAUAAAAAUUAUUAUUUCACUGUUCUUCAACCAAUUUUUAAUCAUUCGAUAAGAAUAACUCGACAAAUUCGUUCGUCACAUCGAUGUCCAUCGAUAGAUCAGUUAACCAAUGAAACAUUUGCCCAAUUACAUGUUCUUCGACGAAUUAAAUCUUAUCAUUUGAUAUGUCAGACAUAUUCUUCUGACUUCCAUUGUUUUUAUGAUGAUCUUCAUCUUUGUUUGUGUUAUGAUUUUCAAGGAAAACGUUUAGCAAAUUGUUUUGAAUUUGAUCAUCACAUGAAAUUUGAUUGUUAUGGUCAAAAUCAUUGUGAAAACAAUGGUCAAUGUUUUCAAGAUUCUCCCGAUUGUCCUAAACGAUCAUUAUGUGUUUGUCGUUCAUGUUAUUAUGGCAAUCGUUGUCAAUUUACGACAAAUGAGUUUGGUUUAUCUCUCGAUGCCAUUCUAGUUUAUCAUAUCAUUCAGAAUGUAGAUAUUUUCCAUCAAACUUCAAUGAUUAAGAUAAGUUCUUCAUUAACAAUUCUAUUUGUAAUUAUUGGAUUACUUAAUGGAAUUAUUUCAUUGAUCACAUUUAAGAAUAAAAGUGUACUGAAGGUCGGUUGUGGAAUUUAUUUAUUCGGUUCAUCGAUAACGACAAUCAUAACAAUGAUUUUCUUAGGAUUGAAAUAUUUCAUUUAUCUUUCAAUACAAAUGUCUACAUUGUCAAAUCGAAUUUUUCUUCAAAUACAAUGUUAUUCACUAGAUUUUCUUCUUCAAAUAUGUUUAAAUAUGGAUCAAUGGUUAAAUGCGUGUGUUUCGAUAGAAAGAGCCAUAACAGUUAUUCAAGGUAUUCGAUUCGUUAAGAAGAAGAGUAAACAAUUAGCUAAAAAGGUUGUCACUGGUCUUUUGAUCUUAAUUGUAUUAACAUCACUUCAUGAUCCAAUUUAUCGAAGAUUAUUUGAAGAAAAAAAUGAAAUUGAUGAAGAGAAAAAACGAAUCUGGUGUAUUGUGAAAUAUUCUCCAAAGUUACAAAUUUAUACUCGAGUUGUGAAUACAUUUCAUUUUUUCGUUCCAUUUCUUCUCAAUUUGAUUUCAUCAGUUCUUUUAAUCAUUGAAACAUCUCGUCAAAAACUUCGUCUUAGUAGAGAUCAAACACCUAAAGAAGUAUUACAUGAACAAAUUCGUGAACAUCAACAUUUAUUAAUUGCACCGAUUGUUUUAUUUCUUCUUGCUUUGCCACGUUUAAUUCUUUCAUACAUAUCAAAAUGUAUGAGUUCAUCAAAAGAUUCUUAUCUCUUUCUUUCGGCAUAUUUCAUUUCAUUUCUUCCCGCCAUGAUGAUAGUUUUUAUCUUUAUUUUACCAUCGAAAUUUUAUAGAAACGAAUAUCAAAAGAGUAUUUCACAACUUCGAACUCAAAUUCAACAACACCUUCGACGAACAAAUUAG
Adineta ricciae is the source of this 1710-nucleotide messenger RNA. The record is from the annotation of a GenBank genome assembly. NCBI's taxonomy places the organism in Eukaryota, Metazoa, Rotifera, Eurotatoria, Adinetida, Adinetidae.